GUCACUAGUAGUUGGUCGCUAGGAUCUCCAAUGUUGUUGGUUUCCUUGAUGUACGCUUGCUAAUAACUCAAUAUUCUCGGCAGAGUGAUAGUUUCCUUGAUCCCGUCGCCGUAAUAUAUAAAGGGACUUUGUCGAAACUCCUGUUCCUAUUAUUCAUUUUUCUCUUCUCUCUUUUGGUCUGUCCGUCACUGGCGGGCUCUUCUUUACAGGGUAUCCAUCUCCACCACACUCCUUUUAUUACACUCACCACGCAACAUGGCGAGUCUCACCGUCAACCCAGUCUCCGAGGGCGAAAUGCGACGAGGAUACAAGAGCAGGGCGACACACUUACAUCUCCCUCUCAGUCCCGUUGGGGGUUUCGACGCAGAGUUCGAGGAUGACUUCAAAGACGUCGACUUUGAUUUUCCUAUGUCCUGCUCCGAGAGUGCUGGUUGUUGGCCAACUGACGAGCAUUGGGAAAGCGGUUCUGAACCGUUCACCUCAGACCUCAAGUCCGUCUUUGAAGAUUGGGAAGACUUCGAUGGAGGGCUGGAAGUGACCAUCGACGAGGACGGGGCUCAGGUCAUCCAUAUCCCCUCUGACAGUCGCUUCUACCAACCACCGACCCCACCGCGCCCAUUCCACUACCAGCCUUACUCAGAAACCCAGAAAGCAAGCACCAACCAGCCCCUCUCUCGUUUCCCAGAUACGCGGUUCUCCGACACUCCCACAAGAGAGGUUCGAAUCUCUUCCAAGCGAAGCAGGGUUGCCAACCACCAACGACAACUGUCCAUUCCAGCGCCCACGAAGCAAGGCGGGCUCGUAGACUCCCAGGGCACCUUCCUCCUGUUGGACACGUCGUUCAUCACGAAUAUGACAAGUACGGUUAAUCUGUCAACCUUGACGACUUCGUGGUGUUCGCCGCAGAGUACUCAGCAGGAGAAGAAGACCCUCCCUUGGAUACACGGCAUCGAGCGAGAGGCCGAUGUUCCCUGUUCUGCUAUCGCUCUUUCGCCUACGGAAUUGCUGGGAGAGAUGAAUUUCACUAUGAUACAGGCCUAGGUUCCUCCGGUCCCAUACACAUGAGUCGAACGAACCUACUUUCCACGCUCGCGUCUCCCCCACGAAACCACCGACCAUAUCUUCGGAGAAAUUUCAAGAUCGUUAUGCGCAACCCCUCCCACUCCUUCGAUACCCUCAAGACUUGCCCACUAUGCCGAGCCAACUUCACACACUCUUUUCCUCGAAUUCGUUCCCGUUGUUGUACUACUACCAGCUCCAGUUUCGCCGAAUUUUGUUGUACAGAUUAGGCUUUCUUCCAGUUGUUGACCAACACACACUGUACUUUGAAAUAAACAUCCAGAACAGAGUUCUUUUGGGCCCCUUCA
Molecule: messenger RNA, 1367 nt
Organism: Coprinopsis cinerea okayama7#130
Lineage: Eukaryota; Fungi; Basidiomycota; Agaricomycetes; Agaricales; Psathyrellaceae
Exons: 3
Coding region: 256-1041 (261 amino acids)
Source: RefSeq, a predicted model, not a curated record